UAUCGUUAUUUUCCCCCACCUGCUAGGAAGGAUCCAUCUCAGGUAAUUCGAUUGGAUGAUUCAAGGUCCAGGAAGGGUCAGGCCAUUGUUCUUGAUGAUGAGGAUGAAACUUCUAUUCUGGAGAAAGAAUGUCAAGAAAACAAACUUGAUGAAUGCCUGAAGGAAGCUAAGAUAUAUUAUCCAUCGAGUGAUGAUCCGAAAUGUGUUGAAAUUUGCUACGCAGACAUAGAUUGCCUCGCUCCUGGAGGCUUUUUAACUUCGACUAUCAUGAACUUCUACAUUCGAUACCUGCAACAGCAAGCGUCUGUAAGAGAUAGAUCAAUAUCUGACUACCAUUUUUUCAAUACAUAUUUCUACAAGAAGCUUAAAGAGGCUGUUUCCUACAAGCGGAGUGACAGAGACAGAUUCUUUGCGAAGUUUAGAAGGUGGUGGAAAGGCACAAAUAUUUUUCACAAGGCAUAUGUUCUAAUUCCAAUUCAUGAGGAUCUUCACUGGAGUUUGGUCAUUAUUUCGUUCCCUGAGAAAAAAGAUGAAUCUGGGCCAAUUGUACUUCAUUUAGAUUCUCUGAGUCUUCACUCUAGUAGAUCAGUUUUUGAAAACAUAAAAAGUUUUUUGAAAGAGGAAUGGAAAUAUGUGGACAAAGAGUGUGUGCCUUCAGAUAUUCCAAUUGCUGAGAAGAUAUGGAAGUAUCUUCCACGUAGAAUUGAAGAUAAAAUACUUGCGGUUCCCCAACAGAAAAACGAAUAUGACUGUGGUCUAUUUGUGCUGUACUUCAUUGAGCGUUUCAUAGAAGAGGCUCCUGAACGACUGAAGAAGAAAGAUUUAAACAUGUUUGGCAAGAAGUGGUUUCAACCUGAAGAGGCAUCCAGUUUGAGAGUGAAGAUUCAUAAGUUGCUCAAAGAAGAGUUUCAAAAUUCCUACAAGGACAUGCCAUCUGGUGAAUGUGUCACCAACACAGACAAGGAUUCUUGACCUAGUUUAGGACCACGCAUUGAAAUCCUCAUUCACCGGAUGAAUAAUCUCUGCAUGGUUUACACUGCUGAUUAUUUGGUGUACAGACAAUUCGUUUUGCAGCGUUGGUAGGAAUCAGAGGAUCCCCUCAUAAAAUACAGCCGACUUGUCCAGUUUCUCACCCUUUCAUGUGGGUAAGGAAAUGUUUAGAUACCAAAUGUAUAGUAAGAAACUGUAGAAAGCUGAGCUUUAGUAUGUCAAUUUCACUUGCUUAGGGUAGUCGCUGAGAAUGAGAAUCCACACAAACAAUAAUAUUCAACAAGCCUUAUUUAUGCCCCAGCCCUUCUUUGUAUGGUCCUGAGAAUUCCUGGCACUUUGCCACUUUGUUAUUUCCUAUCAGCUUCUACCUCUUCUAACAACUAUUCCUAACUAAUCACACUCAACAGUAGCAGAUUAUCUGAAGGAGAUGAUUUGAGCCUUUCAGUUUUCAUCAAGCAUUAUGAAUUCUUUUUUUUUUUUUGGCACUACUGUCAUAGUUAAGCUUUGUUCAAAAUUAAAUUCCAUUCUGGAUAAUUAAGUAUACAUUCUUAUUUGUUA
This is a messenger RNA of Neltuma alba, 1548 nucleotides long. Its product is annotated as ubiquitin-like-specific protease 1D. Gene Ontology annotation, biological process: proteolysis. The transcript has 10 exons. NCBI's taxonomy places the organism in Eukaryota, Viridiplantae, Streptophyta, Magnoliopsida, Fabales, Fabaceae. The record is from RefSeq and is a predicted model, not a curated record. The annotation marks the transcript as partial. Gene Ontology annotation, molecular function: cysteine-type peptidase activity.